Messenger RNA from Cygnus atratus (black swan), 1720 nucleotides. RefSeq names its product glutamate ionotropic receptor NMDA type subunit associated protein 1 (gene GRINA). Gene Ontology annotation, cellular component: membrane; Golgi apparatus; endoplasmic reticulum. Gene Ontology annotation, biological process: negative regulation of apoptotic signaling pathway. NCBI's taxonomy places the organism in Eukaryota, Metazoa, Chordata, Aves, Anseriformes, Anatidae. The transcript has 7 exons. The record is from RefSeq and is a predicted model, not a curated record. Bases 86 to 1123 code for a protein of 345 amino acids.
CCGCCCCUCCCGGCGCGGCGCGGAGCGGAGCGGCGCUGCCUGCACGGCGCGCGCAGCGGCGGCCCCGAGCCCCAGCCGGGCGAAGAUGUCCCACGAGAAGAGCUUCCUGGUGACGGCCGACGGCUUCCCGGGCCCGCAGCCCCCGGCCCCCGCGCCCUACGGGCAGCCGCCGUACCCCGCCGGGCCCUACCCGCCGCCCCCGUUCGCCCCCGCGCCCUACGGGCAGCCCGGCUUCGCGCCGGGGCCGGGGCCGUACCCCGCCGGGCCCUACCCGCCCGCCCCGUACCCCGCUGGGCCGUACCCCCCCGCAGGGCCCUACCCGCAGGGCCCCUACGCCCAGCCGCCAUAUGCCCAGCCGCAGCCCAUGGUGCCCGGGGACCAGGACUCCCCGCUGCACAGCACCUACCACGAGGACGGGCCGCCCUCCUACUACGACAACCAGGACUUCCCCUCGGCGCACUGGGACGACAAGAGCAUCCGGCAGGCCUUCAUCCGCAAGGUGUUCCUGGUGCUCACCCUGCAGCUCACCGUCACCUUCGCCUUCGUGGCAGUGUUCACCUUCGUGAAGGGCGUGAAGGGCUUCGUGCAGCGCAAUGUCUGGACCUACUACAUCUCCUACGCCGUCUUCUUCAUCUCGCUCAUCGUGCUCAGCUGCUGCGGGGACUUCCGCCGCAAGCACCCCUGGAACCUGGUCGCACUGUCCAUCCUGACCGUCAGCCUGUCCUACAUGGUGGGGAUGAUCGCCAGCUUCUACAACACUGACGCUGUCAUCAUGGCCGUGGGCAUCACGGUCGUCGUCUGCUUCACGGUCGUCAUCUUCUCCCUGCAGACCAAGUACGACUUCACCUCCUGCCGGGGCGUGCUCAUCAUCUGCCUCGUCGUGCUCAUCCUCUUCUCGAUCCUCUGCAUCUUCAUCCGGAACCGCAUCAUGGACAUCAUCUACGCUUCCCUGGGGGCCCUGCUCUUCACCUGUUUCCUGGCGGUGGACACGCAGAUGAUCCUGGGCAACAAGCAGCUGGCGCUCAGCCCCGAGGAGUACAUCUUCGCCGCCCUCAACCUCUACACAGACAUUAUCAACAUCUUCCUCUACAUCCUGGCCAUCAUCGGCAGGGCCAAGGAGUAGGGUCCCCACCGCCACAAGUAGCCGUGCCCCGCGGUGCGCGGCGCCCUCCCCUCGCCCCAGCACGUUCCGUUCGGUGUUCUCAUCGCCCCCCCCUUGUCCGUUCCCCUCUUAGAGUCUCUCUGCCCCCUGCCACCUCCCUGCCCGCGGCCAGGAGCUGCCGGGGGGGCGCAGGGUGCCCGGCACCACGGGUGGCAGCCUGGGCCCCGUGCCGGGUGCGCCGCCCCCCGCUCAGCCCCCGCUUCCUCCCCCGCUGUGAAUAAGGCGCCCCCCCCCUCGCGUUGAAUGACAAUUGGAAGCACUUUCUCACCCAGCCCGCGGUGGAGCUCGCCCCGUCCGUCCUUCCUCCCCGCACGCGUGCUCUGCCCUCACCCCCUGCCCCUCCCCACGGCCAUGCAGGCCCGGGGGGGGCUCCUGCACCCCCGGCUCAGGCAGAGCUGCGAGCAGGGUCCCACCGGGCCAGGCGCCGCUUGCUGCCGGAGCGUCCCUGCGGGGCCCCCACCACCCCCGGCACCCCCAGCCCCUUCCGCGCGCGGCCAGAGGCUCCGUCCUCACCCCGUUCUGUGGCUCCGGUUCUGCCGUUAAUAAAACUGUUUAGUU